UCCUCACAAACUCAUCUAACAGUAUAAAAAAUCAGCUGCACUCUGAGCUCUUCACUUUCUUCUCUCCAGCUAAAGCAGAAAGACAGACUCCUUUACCUUCAUCGCCACUCAAAAUGCUAGCCAGAAGCUCCAGGUCGUCAGGUGGUGGAGCCUACAGGGGCAGCAGUAUCUCCAUGUAUGGUGGAGCUGGAGGCUCUCAGGUCAAAAUCUCCUCCGGUGGCUCCACCAUGUCCAUGUUUGGCAGUGGAGGUGGCGGAGGUGGCGGAGGUGGCUAUGGCUUCUACGGUGGCGGAGCAGGUGGUGGAGGUGGCGGAGGUGGAGGUGGCUUUGGCGGUGGCUUUGGCAGUGGCGGUGGCGGUGACAGCAUGGACAUCUCUGCCAACGAAAAGGCCACCAUGCAGAACCUGAACGACCGCCUGGCCACCUACCUGGAGAAGGUCCGCAAGCUGGAGACGGCCAACGGGGAGCUGGAGCUGAAGAUCAGGCAGUUCCUGGAGAGCAAGACCUCCCCCUCCUCCAGAGACUACAGCCACUACUACGCCACCAUCGCAGAGCUGCAGGGCAAGAUCCUGGAUGCUACCAGAAUCAAUGGUAGCAUCUACCUCAGCAUUGACAACGCCAAGCUGGCUGCCGACGACUUCAGGAUCAAGUUCGAGAACGAGCUGGCCAUGCGUCAGUCGGUGGAGGCCGACAUCGCCGGGCUGAAGAGGGUCCUGGACGAGCUGACUCUGGGAAGAUCUGACCUGGAGAUGCAGAUCGAAGGGCUGAAGGAGGAGCUGAUCUUCCUCAAGAAGAACCACGAGGAGGAGCUGCUGGCGAUGCGAGCGCAGAUGAGCGGUCAGGUGAACGUGGAGGUGGACGCCGCUCCAGCAGAGGACCUCAAUAAGAUCAUAGAGGAGAUGAGGGAACAAUACGAAGCCACUGUUGCCAAAAGCCGCAAAGAACUGGAGGGCUGGUUCCAGUCGAAGACAGAAGAACUGCACAAAGAAGUCGCUGUCAGCACAGAAACCAUCCAGACGUCCAAAUCUGAGAUCUCAGAGCUCCGACGAGUGCUGCAGGGCCUGGAGAUCGAGCUGCAGUCACAGCUCAGCAUGAAAGCGUCGCUGGAGUCCACCCUGAAUGAAACUCAGAACCGGUACUCCAUGCAGCUGGCGGGCUACCAGAACCAGGUGACCGUGCUGGAGGAGCAGCUGACGCACCUGAAGGCCGACCUGGAGAGGCAGUCCCAGGAGUACCAGAUGCUGCUGGACAUCAAGACCAGACUGGAGAUGGAGAUCGCCGAGUACAGGAGGCUGCUGGACGGAGAGGCCGGCAGCUGCGUGUCCCUCUCCUCCUCAUCCUCCACCUCGGCCUCCUCCAAAGUGGACACCUCCGCCGCCACCACCACCUCCACCACCACCACCAAACAGAAAAUAAUCACCAUCGUGGAGGAGGUGGUGGAUGGGAAGGUGGUGAGCUCCUCCACAGAGACCAUCAGUCAGACCAUCUGAGCGCUCACAGCUCUCACAGAAAUAAACACGCAAAUAAAAGUCUGCCGAGGUGCUUCGAAAUAAAA
Molecule: messenger RNA, 1555 nt
Organism: Siniperca chuatsi (mandarin fish)
Lineage: Eukaryota; Metazoa; Chordata; Actinopteri; Centrarchiformes; Sinipercidae
Product: keratin, type I cytoskeletal 13-like
Exons: 7
Coding region: 114-1490 (458 amino acids)
Molecular function (GO): structural molecule activity
Source: RefSeq, a predicted model, not a curated record